AUGUGGUGUUCUGAGGAAUGUCCCGAUCCAUUCAAAUCAGCAGAAGGGAAAGACAAACUUCAACAAUUCUGCAGAGAUCGUAAGGGAGUAGCUAUCAAAGACUUUCGCCUAGAGGGACCUGAAGAACUCUAUGAGUUGCUCGAUCCAAAAUAUAACCUCAAAAUCAUCAGAUUAGUUCGCGAUCCUCGAAGCAUGCUCGUCUCUCGAAGAAAAAUGGGGCCUCUGUAUAAAGAUCAAGCGACAAAAGAAGGAAUCUACAAAGAUUGCGCCAAGAACCUUGAUUUCUUCCUUGAUUCCAAGACUCGGGAAAACACACUUUUCGUUCGAUACGAAGAUAUUGCUAGAACUCCAAUUGAGUCAGCGAAAUAUAUUUAUGAUCAUUUUCGAAUCCCACUCAACGAUGAUCUUCUUCGGAAUUUUGAAAAUGCAACUCAUACGGAAACGGAAGAUCAAAAGGGUAUCUUUACUGUCAAUAAAGCAAAAAAUGAAAGCGAAAUUUUUGAUGGCUGGAGAAGAAAAACUGGCACUCUUGUCAAAUCGAAGGAAAUCAAAGAAAUUGAGGCUAAAUGCAAAGUUAUGAUGAAAUUAUUCGGCUACAAGCGAAAUAUUCUUGAGCGAAACAUCUCUUGA
Oikopleura dioica is the source of this 630-nucleotide messenger RNA. The record is from the annotation of a GenBank genome assembly. Lineage: Eukaryota; Metazoa; Chordata; Appendicularia; Copelata; Oikopleuridae.